Papilio xuthus (Asian swallowtail) is the source of this 6256-nucleotide messenger RNA. It is a transcript of the gene IntS1, whose product is annotated as integrator complex subunit 1. NCBI's taxonomy places the organism in Eukaryota, Metazoa, Arthropoda, Insecta, Lepidoptera, Papilionidae. The transcript is spliced from 36 exons. Gene Ontology annotation, biological process: U2 snRNA 3'-end processing. The record is from RefSeq and is a predicted model, not a curated record. Gene Ontology annotation, cellular component: integrator complex. The coding region runs from base 135 to 5954 and encodes 1939 amino acids.
UCUUGUUUGUUAUGAUUAAAUAUUAUAAAUAUAUUGAUUAGUGUAAAGCGAUAAAAACAGGCCUUAAUUCAAUUUCAGUUCAAGAUACUUUGAAAUGUUGAUAAAAUUACUUGGUUUCUAAUAAAAAAAUCGGAAUGGAAAGAGGUAAAAUGUCAUCGGCAGGCCGUGGGGCCAAAAGUAAGGCCCCGCAGCAUCCCCAAGAUAUAUUUGCGCUCGGCAGCAAGUCCACGGUAGUAGUCUCUAGAGAUUCCGAAAAGAGAAAUAUACACAAGCCCUCCACAAGCGGUGUGGAAAGAAAACGGGAAUCUUCUGGGUUUGGGAGUCAGCCCCCAAGCAAGAGGUCUCGUAUAGGCUCACCAGCUGAGACAGUUGGAGGUGCCUCAUUAGAUGUGGAGCCUGUUGAUUUAGUGCCCAAUGUUCUUCAAGCAUUGGACACUCAUAAUUCUGAUAAAUUAUUGGGAUUGUUAACUGGAUCAAUUCGUUUGCUCAAAUCACAAAGAUCAAAAGCUGAUAUAAUCCUCUGCAUGAGUCUGCUGUACCUUACGAAGAUAAGACCCAACAUGUUUGCCCACGAGACUGUCACACAGAGUCUAUGUACGUUACUGAAGAGAGAACAAGGAGCCGCUUUCAAAAACAAAGGAAAUCCUCUUAUAUUUGUAUUAGCCUGUAACAUGUUGUAUGCAGGACAUAAGGACAGUUCUACCUGGCCUGAUACUUUUAUUAAGGUGUACAUUGAGGAUGCACUGAACGAGCGCUGGUGGGUGGACUGCUCAUGGUGCAAGUGUUUUGUGGAGAACAUUGUCACCGCUUUCAACACCAAACAGCCCCCCUCACACCUCAUACCCUCCGAUAAUACAUUGGGUACAAUGUCACCAUCAGGGUCGGGCUCACCACUGCUGGGGAAUGCUGACGAUGACAAUGACACCGACCUCGAGUACAACGUGUCACCACGAUAUACUAGCAGUUACGAAACAGUAGAAGCCAUGGUGCUGGAGGCGAUCAAGGAGCAGAUACAGCGGCGCACCGCUCCAGACACCAUCGGCAAAGGCUUUCUCAAACUGCUGUCCGCUACAUGUGGAUUCCCCGAGAUACGCAUGAUAGCUGCAUCUCGGCUGGAGGCGUGGUUGCACUCGGGCAAGCUGUGGCGAGCGGCGCAGGAGCUGCUCGCGUACGUGUGCGCGAACGCCGCCGCCGCGGGGCCCAGUGCGGCGCGCGACCACGAGGUGCUGGCUCAGCUCGCCCGAAUGAGACUCAAGACUAAACCGCUACAGGCUGCUUAUCAGGCCUGUCUUAGGGAGAUGGUGUCAGACAGUCCGGCGUUGUUGCGCAGCGUGGUGACCCACACAAUCUACAAUGAGCUAUCAAACGCGCGCUCACCCAACAACAUGGCCGUGCUCGCCGCGUUAGUGCACGCCCAGCCACAGCUCGUUCCUGCAGCCAUUGCGGAGACUUACCAGGAACUAUUGUUCAGGUCGGAGGACUACUUGCGUCCGAUGCGCGCCAUGUUGCGUGAAUGUGUACGCGCCGCGCGCUCAGAGACGCAGGCGCUGCUGCCGCUCGCCGCCGCGCUCGCAGCGCCCCCACAGCACGAGCCGCCGCAAGAGAUCCGAGAGCGUGCGUUCCAGUCGUUAGCGGAUCUAUUCGCAUGCUGUUGCGUAGUGACGGCAGCGCACAGCAAGCACGCACCCGAGUACCGCGCCCAGCUGUGCGCGCUGCAGCAGCACGCGCUCGCCUGGCUGCUCGACACCGCGGUGCCUGUCUACCGGCCCGCCAGGCAUGACUAUCAGCACGCACUCAACAAGAUAAUGUUCGUGGAGGCGGCGGAGGCGUACAGCAAGGCGGACAACUGGCCGCCGGAGUCUGAGCGCGCGCUCUGCUACCGGCUCUGCUGCGAGGCGCCGCUGCCGCAGAACACGCUCCUCAGGCUUAUAUUUAUUGGACUUUCCAAGGAUAUUCCAGUAUCUCCAGCAGAGGUGUUCGAGCUGGUGGAGCAACUGGUGCGGCGCGCGUGUGCGUUGCCAGCAGACGAUCUGCCGCUGCAGGUCGACAAGCUGGAGAUCGUCGACUAUAUCUUCCAGCUGUGCCAGUUCCAUCCGCCUGACAACAUCACACUACCAGCAGGUUACAGUCCACCUGCUCUUGUGAUAACAUCGCUGUACUGGCGCGGCUGGAUGCUGCUCACAAUGCUGGCUGCGCACAACCCUCAGGGCUUCGCGGAGCGCGCCGCCGCCACGUACCCCACGCUGCGAGCACUCAUCGAGAUGUGUAUCACUGGAAAGCCAAGUAUAGAGUGGAGUACGAGUGGCGUUGGAGAGGCGGAGCGGCUGGAGGCGGAGCGCGCGACCAUUUUGCAGCUGGAGACGCAUCUCGCCACCGCCAGCAACUCUAAGUUGCCCGUCACAGAGCACACCUCCAGGUUGCUCAGUCAGUUAUCAGUACUGGACGCGCUGGGCCCAGCGCGACGUCCACCGAGCGGUGUGGCUGAGGCUCUGGCGGCGCUUAGCACGCAGCUGCGGCUGGGCCGGCUGCUGUGCCGGCAGCCCGCGUUGCUGCUGCAGCUAGUGGAGCGACAUGGCACACGCCGUGCCAUGCCCUGGCUGCACCAGCUGCUUAAACACGACCAGCUAGAACUUAGCGUGUUGCCGGUGCAAUGCCUGUGCGAGUUCCUGUCUGCGGGCGGGGCGGGCACUGCAGGGGGCGGGGCGAGUGAGACGAGCAAAGCGGGCGAGCUGUGCGCACACUUGCGCCGCACGCUGGCCAGCGAGGAGGGCGCGCGAGCAGUGCUGCACUACUACAUGCAGCGUCUCGCUCACUCCCACAAGCACACGCGUGCUGCCGCUAAUAGGGGUCUCAAACUAGUGCUGUCGCAAUCCGAAGACACCGUGGAGUUGGAUUACAAUGCGGAUGUUAGUCCCGACGAGUGGCUGGGUCUGCUGUGGCAGCUGCGACACUGGGGCGCGGUGCGGGGGGAGGCGGUGGCGCGCGUGCGGGCCGCCUGCCUGGUGGAGUGCGCGCCGCGACACCUGGCGGCGUACCUCGCCUUCCUUGCGGACCACGUCGAUGCCACCCCUGAACUGGAUCAUACGGAUAUUGUACUUGAUUUGAGUCAAGUGUUGAUGGAGCGGACCACGGUGACCCACUGCGUGCUGCCGCCGGUGGAGAGCCGCGAGGCUGGUGGUGCUCGCGACGACCGCCUGCGCGACCAGCACCGCGCGCUGCACUCACUCACGCGCAUACUGCACGCGCAUCUCAGACAACUGCUCUGCUACGGACCCUCAAUCUAUGAUACGAACCAGGAGAUGUACUCGUGGCUGCAGUCGAUGUGGGUGGGCGGAGAGGGCGGGGCGUGGGGCGCGGCUGGGGCGGGCGCGGACGAGACCCUGCUACCUGAUUGGCUGAGGCUGCACCUAGUACGUUCAGCACGCCCGCCGCUGCUGGAGGCGGGACUUCGCGCGCUGCCUGCGCACAAGCUUGCACUCUUCAUACAGACCUUCGGCAUGCCUGUCGCUUCCAUGAGCGCGUUGCUGGGUGCACUGGACGCAUGCCCGGCGGGCGCGGUGGUGCGGCUGGGUGUGGAGCGCGGCUACAUGGCGCAGCUGCUGACAGUGCAGCGCGCACGCGGGGCUACUGGUGGCGCUGCAUUCGCUGCUGCCCUCGGUCUACAGCAGCCGCAUCUGCCCCCAGACGACACGCAGUUCGCGGAGGAGGUGCUGCCCGAGGAGACAGAGUCAGUGUGGGACAUGGCGGGCGGGGUUGGGGGCGGAGUCUCCGCCAAGCCGCGGCUGGAGCCCGAGCACGUGGCGGGCCUGCUGGCCGCCGUCUUCGAUGCCCAGGAUUGUCACUUCGACGUGGACACCGCAUGCACGCAACUUAAUGCCUUUAUAGCAGAGGAAGGAGGUCGUGGUGAGGAGGGACCUUAUACGCGUGCCGCGUGCGGGUUCCUUAGGGGCGUGGCUGUGCACGUACUGCCGCGCCGCCCCGCACACUCCGCAGCACUGUUACGUACACUACACGCCGCUAAACCACGUGCAUUGCCUGAGAUAGCGCGAUCGUUGCUGUCAGCGGGCAAGUGUGUGUCUGGUGUGGUGGGCGAGCUGUUGCAGGCAGCUGCAGGGGCGGCGCCCGACCACCGCGUCCCUCAUCUCCCGCACAACGCAACUAAGGAACAUCUAGUCGCAGCACUUGAAGCGACCACACCAAGGACUCUGGAGGCAGUUGGCAACCACAUCAUAGAGACCCAGGACACGCAGAUGGUGGUGGAAGUCAUCUCCAUACUGCUGGAGAAGAGCCAAGAGGGGCAUUACGAGACAAAGGUGAAGUGCGAGACAGAGGAGGAGGAGGAUGCGGGCGCGCACGUGUUCUCGCGGCGCGGCCUGGGCUGCGGUCUGCUGCUCGACUGGCUGUCGGAGCUGCAGCGCGAGACCCUCGGCAGACAGAUGAAACUGAUGUUCGUAGCGGGAGGCGCCCCCUGGCGGCCAUUGUUAGUCACACUGCUGGCACACCGCGCCUCCUGGAAGACUCUACACUCUUGUCUCACCACUUUGUUGGAACCACAAGGUGGUUGGUCUGCAAGUGCAGUGCUGGACUUCGCUGCGACGUUGUCAGGCAGUCCGAGGGUGUGGCAGGGCCGCGACCGCGCCACUCCCAAACAUUACGAGCCUGAGGAUACGUUGCAGCUCACACACAAACAGCUGGAGGUACUUAUCGGGUACGUGGGUGCGGAGGGUGCGGCUGCGGGCAGCGUGGAGGAGGCGCGGCGGAGGGCGGAGGCCCGCCUGCCCCUCGUGCUGCGCUGCUGCGGUACACCGCACGCCCUCCUCGCAGCAGCACUAGCCGCCGCGAGAGACCAUCCCUUACUACUUCUACUGUUAUACAUGAAGGUGCCAAAGAUAGUGCAGCUGAUGCGGGAAAGUGAGGAGCGUGGUGGUGGUGGGGCGCUGCAGUCCCUUGAGGGUCUGGUGGGAGGGGCAGGGGGCGAGGCGGUGCGUGCUGCGCGCGCAUCCACAUGCGCUACAGACCGCGUGUCGCACGCGCUGCUCACCGCACUGGCCGCCUCACACCCACACUCAAAGGACCUCACACAGAGAGCUUGGCGUAUAGAAUCAUUGGCGCGUGCGCUGUGGUCUCGCGUGCGGGGUGCGGGCACGCGCGCGUUGCCGCUGUGUGGGGCGCUGCUGCGGGGCGUGCGAGCUGAACACUCACGCAACCCCCCGCACGCUCACCUCCUCGCCGCGCUUGAAGUGCUUCCUGACUCGGAUCUCUUCUCUGACCCAGCCAGCGACGAAUUGUACGAGAUUCUGGAGUGUUUCCUGCACAUAAUGCGUCAGGGUGAAGCUGGUGCACUGUCGCUGCGGGUGGCCGCGCUGAUGCGCCGCUUCGCCGCCGCUCGCCCGCAGCGCGCCGCCGCGCUCAUGCAAGCGCACAAAGACACCGUUGCGAUGAUGCCAGCUCUAGUUGGUGCGUGCACGGGCGAGGUAGCUGCGCCUGCGUCUGCCGCGCCGCCCCCACAAGCCCUGCUGGCGCUGCAGCGACGCAUCGAGCCACCGGAUGAGCUGGCAGUGCACGUACAGGAGAUAGAGUCGUGGGGUGUGCGACGGGGCGGGGCGUGGGGUGGGCGGGGCACGGCGGAGACGCUGCUGCGGGCCACGGCGCCGCUGGCCGCUUCGCCGCAUGCCCCGCUGCGGACCGCCGCGCUUUCGCUGCUCGCCAAGCUUCUGCCCGCCGCACCAGACUCUACACCUGGUCUCCAAGCAAUCAUGGAAUGUCUAGACUCGAAUCAGCCGGAGGUGGCGCAGUCUGCAUUGGACAAGAUGUCGGAGCUGAUAGUGGGGGUGCAGGAGCACGCGGGUCGCAUCUUGGCGCGCGUCUUCGAGCUCGGCAUGCGCUCCCGUCUACCCGCCGAGCUGUGCAUCGCGCGGUGCGUUGCCGCUAUCAAUCUACAGAGGGGUUGCUGAAAAAACCGAUUGCCCGUGUAGACGCGGGCAAUUUAAUGCAAAUGAACAAUGUGAAAGUGUUGGUAUCCUGCUCGAAGGACCACGAUAUUGUAUGUAGAGAUAGUGACAUUUGUCAGUGAAUUUUUUUAGUGUUGGUAGUUUAUCAAUAAACAGGAUUUAGUGAACAAAAAGCAAAAAGUGUCGUAUGUUUUAUGUAAAAAUAAAUGUGACAAUUGUGGAUUGUCUAAGUGAAGAAAAUAAUUAAUUUCAUAAAAUAUUUGUGAAGUGUGGCGGAGAUACCUCAAUAUUGUUAUUGUAAAUAU